Pieris macdunnoughi is the source of this 1347-nucleotide messenger RNA. NCBI's taxonomy places the organism in Eukaryota, Metazoa, Arthropoda, Insecta, Lepidoptera, Pieridae. The record is from the annotation of a GenBank genome assembly.
AUGAUACGUUUGAUAAUUCAGGUACUACUCAUUGUCACAGUAACAUCUUUAGUAGAAUCUGAAGGUGACAAUGAAUCUAAACUAUCAUCUAUACUUCUUCCGUCCAAAGACAACGCCAGAAUAACAAGAAGUUAUUACGAACGUUACGGCUACGGCCGGCCCUACGAUCGACUGGAUGAUAGACGCUGUGGGCGAUGUGAUGAUGAUGAUGACAGCGAUGAUGAUAGAGAUGACAGACGCUCCAAGAAGCCUAUAUACGGCAGCCGACACGACAGAAACAGGGACGAAGAUGAUAAUGACGAUAAACGAUAUAAUACAGAUAGAAGAAGUAGUAAAAACGAAACAGAUGAUCAGAGUGAUGAUAAGAGUCAUGAUGAUAAAGAUAGACAUAGGGAUAGGCCGAGGAACAGACACAGGAACCGAUAUGAUGAUAGAGAUAGAUAUGGACCGGAUUAUUAUGACAGGUUUUUGAGAGAUAGGAAUAGGGACAGAUAUGAUCGAUACGACGAGCCAUACCCACGUCGACCGUUGUAUGACAGAAAUGCCUACUCCUAUGACGACGGCUAUGGUAGAUACGAUGGAAAUAGGCGACCUGCAUAUUAUGAUGACAGAUACGACAGAUAUGACGAUGGCUACGGUGGCUACGGGCCAGGUGUAGGAGCUGGGCCGCAUGACAGUUUCAGACCAUGGGAUGAGACGUACCGAGGUCAGUCGGGUUGGGAUGCAGGUGGCCGUGGGUAUUACUUUGCAUCUGGUAGACCUGAUUCCUCUGCUUGGAGUCAGCGGGAUUAUGCUAGACCACAAUCCUCUGGCGGUUGGCAGAGCGGUUACCAAAGUAACCCGAGUUACUCCAAUGACUAUGCCUCAGGGUAUAAUUACAAAGAUCCAUACCGCGGUACCAGUGCAGCCAGCUACGGUUCUGGCUAUGGGGGCUACCAGGACGUAGGUUACGGCCAGUCCAGUGGCUGGCGAAAUGUUGGUGAAACCAGGCGGCCGUAUAGAGAUGAAAGCAAUUUGGGUUUUGCAUACAGAAGUCCAGCUUAUGAUAACUAUCAAAGCCAGAACGCAUUUUACCCUGGAGAUAGAAGAUAUGGUUCCAGUGGGGCCCAGACUGUAUAUGGACAAACAGGAACCGAAAGACGGCCGUAUAGAGAUGAAAGUGGAGUUACGAAGCUGGACACGCAGUACAACCAGGUGGCUGACAAUCGCUAUGGCAGACCAAGCCAGCCAAGUUCAUAUCAACCGUUGUCGACCUUCAGCCAGAGUACAACUCAAACCAGCUAUCUUCUUGGCAGAGAAGACCAACUUGUCAAAGUGGAUGAUUCCACGCAAAAAGACGCUCAAUAA